Amoebophrya sp. A25 is the source of this 3321-nucleotide messenger RNA. NCBI's taxonomy places the organism in Eukaryota, Dinophyceae, Syndiniales, Amoebophryaceae. The record is from the annotation of a GenBank genome assembly.
CUGCAAAGAGAAAAACAAGAAAGAUCAUCUUUUUUCUGUUCUCUCGAAAGCUUCAAAGUGUGCAUCAAAGAAAAUGCGACGCAGGCAUAGCGACAUUCCCGCCAGGAUGCGCAGGCGAUGCGCAUUUAUGGUGCUGUUGACCGGUUUUUUCCGCGCGGCAGCGAGUCAAAGUUCUACCGGGAACACCGUGUCCGGCGACUUCAGAGCUUCUACUUCAGCUAGCGCGUCAGCGCUGCGUCCGAGUAACCCGGUUCCGUCAAGCUACAACACGGGCGGGCCGCGUGCUGCACCGGAGCGACCCAACUUCGACUACCCUUACCGCACGUUUGUGCGCUUACGAACGCGUCCAGAGCAAAUUGCUGAUAGCAUCGCACCGAUAGACCUGAGUUUUUACGUCGACUACAACUCGCCACAACUGUGGCGCAUCGAUUACUUCAACUUCCUGCAGGUUGAUUAUCACAUCGACCGCAAUGCCAGCGAUCAGGACAGUGAGGACGGCGCCGGGGCUGGUGGACCAAGGAACGACCGAACAGUCGAGGUCGGGAGUGCCGGCGCAGCAGGCGGGAAAUCAAACGAGUCAGGAAUUAAGAAUGCGACCAAGAACGAGGUCGUUGUAAAUACCGUUCCUAGGAAAAAGAACUACAAGUACCUUUACCGCAAUGGAGAGCGCGUCUGCCUCACAGAAGAAACGGGUGAUCCCACUUGGCAGCACCUCGCUCUCUUGCCGGAUCUUUCGCACUACACGUACACCGGAGACGUUGUGGUAUAAGCAUUUCUCUUAGAUACAACAAAAUUUUUCCUUGUUACCGAAAUUCAUGAUACUUCCUUCCUACGCUUUCCAAAAGAACGAGAUAUAAACGCCAGGUACGGGGCAUGCUUUGCCAUGAGUGGACGUCCGGUGUACCCCUUGUCGAAGUCGACACUGAUAAGGGUGGCUAUCUCAAGCUCUAUACUGAUGCAAAUUUAUGAACAAAGUUUAACGCUCGGUCCGCCUUUGUAAAUCAACGACGGGCACUGGGAGAUUUUAUUGUGAUAUUUCUAUGUGCUGAGCAGUACUUCGUCUCAUGUUUUAGUUGUCAACUCCAAAACCAAAUCGUCGCUCUUCUAAUUAAUGGCGGAGCUCCUGUCCAGUGGACAGCUUUCAGGGCGCGCAACCCGGUGUUUGAUGCCCAUACGGAUGCAUGGGAAAUCGAUUAUAUGUUUUUUGAACCCGCAGUCGAUCCUGACAGUGGGAUCAAUGCGCAGUCCAGGCUAAGGAUCUUUGACUUGCCCAAAGAGUGCGUCAACGCUCCGAUCAUCUUUCCGAGCAUGAGCCUGCGUACGCACUUCGUCGCGGGGGCUGGUGGAGCGGGGGUGACUGAUAAAAAUAGGCUUCUCGCGUCUGCUUCAACUACUGGGAGCGAAGCCGUGCAGGAGGUAGCAGGUGGAGAGUCGGCGACCUCGAAGUUAGCAAGCGCCGCAACGGUACCAGCAGCAGGUGAGAACGUCGAUGCGCAAGAGAGCAGAGACAAGGAACUUGCGGAUUUGGCACUUGCCUAUGCUCGCUCAUCUAAGAUGGGUCACAAGUUGGAUCCGGUGAUUCGUUUAGGACAGCUCUUACACGCAGAAAUACUGGAGGCGGAAUUGAUGGGACAAGAGGCACAUCAAUCUAAAUCAACAAGAGAGGUAGAGUUGCAGUUUCUUCUCCAGCAUCCGGAAGUACUGCGACGGCUAAUUCGCGACGCACCGCUGCUCUCUCGUCAGGCAGCCAAUGCUUUGACUAUGCUUCGGCAGAAAGCAGGUCUUUUCACUGCUAGCGGCAAGAAGACGGCUGAAGCGGAAGAUAUUACGUCCUCCUCCUCAACCAAAACCAAACAUGCUUUUGUACUUCUCGAUGAGCUUUUGCAGGCAAACAAUUCGGAAAUGCCAGAAACCUCGGAACGAAUAUCAUCCGACGAGAUUCCAUUACUCGGAAAUCGGCUUGCAGCCUUUGACUAUCGUGCAGCGGCAGAAGGGCUUAUUGCUCAGAUGUCGGCGGGAGCUGCAAAGGCACCAAGAGGUGCGUCUGGUGUGACUGCGGGUGACAAGAUCGAAGAAGGCGACCAGCAAGCAGCAUUGAGUCUAGGCUUGCGUGGAACAUCGCCGUCAGCCGAUUUUCUUCCGUCUGGAACCAUGCCAGUUGGAGACGAGGUCGAGCUGAAUCCAAAUAGUUUCGCGAUGCCCGAACACAAGAGCAAAGUACUGCACGAUGCGACGAAGCUAUGUUCCUAGCUUUUGAAUUUCCGAUAGAGGUAACCAAAUCAAUACUGAAAUCACUGCAAAGUAUUGUUGAUUUAGAUUCUCUCUUCGCCACAGCCACCUACUUUCAAGAACGUCUAAAACACAUGGAGGAGAGUAUUCGCCUUGUGCUGCCGCGUUACUACGACUUGCGAUUUCUUCUUGGACCUGUAAAAGAUCAAGGUAUCUGUGGAUCCUGUUGGUCGUUCGCCUUCAUCGCCGCGGUUGAAGGUGCGCUCGCACAGGGCGGAGAGCGAUUAGACAAUCCGCUUUCGGAACAGUUCAUACUGGAUUGCGCAUGGGGCCAGACGAGUCACGCGUGUGACGGUGGAAACGCAGGCGCUGAGGAAAUGGUUGGAAUUCCGAUUCCAGAGGGUGGAGAUUACGGCGGCUAUCUUUCCGUUGCGGGCCGUUGCCACGAACCGCUUGCUGCACAGGCCGUGGUGACGCACUGGGUUCUCGUGCCACCAAUUCAUCAAGCGAUCAAAGCUGCGCUCUUCCUGAAAGGGAUUCUGGCGGUACUUAAUUUUCAACUAUUAUCGAACGCGUAGGAUAGUGGUAGUGGUAUGUUGAUGAAGUCAUGAUGUUAUCGUCUUAGGCUUCGAAGAAUACCUUAUAGUGAAGGUAUAUGGACACUACUAUUGAAACUUUAACUUACUAUGUCUUAAGUAAUCACGAUCAACAAUCAAGGUCGUUUUAUUCGCGGGACCUGAUGUUUUGUAUUAUGCCGGCGGUGUGAUCGAUGUGCCUGCUUGUGAGGGCAUAACUUUGGAGCAGACCGAUCACGCAGUGGCCUUGACGGGGUACGACGAUGACGGAGGUGUCGCAGGCAUACCAUUCUGGACAGUGAGAAAUUCGUGGUCCACGGCAUGGGGUGAAUUGGGCUACUUUCGAAUCGCGCAAGCUAGGGACUGCGGCGUCUCUCUGCAGCCAGCCUAUGCGAAGCUCGCGGAAAGCAGAACUGAUGAAAGCAGAAUGAAAGGGCAUUCCGCCACCGCUCAUCAAGCAGAUGCACGCUGGUUCAGCUGGGACAUGAAAGCACAUUACACAGAGCUUCAUUCGUAA